This is a messenger RNA of Cryptomeria japonica (Japanese cedar), 2483 nucleotides long. RefSeq names its product subtilisin-like protease SBT1.7. The record is from RefSeq and is a predicted model, not a curated record. NCBI's taxonomy places the organism in Eukaryota, Viridiplantae, Streptophyta, Pinopsida, Cupressales, Cupressaceae. Bases 54 to 2360 code for a protein of 768 amino acids. Gene Ontology annotation, biological process: proteolysis. The transcript has a single exon. Gene Ontology annotation, molecular function: serine-type endopeptidase activity.
GUGCCUUGUCUAGCUUCUCACAUGAAGAAGUCCCUUGCUGGUUGUUGAUCGCAAUGGCCAAUCCCUCUCUCUUUUCUCUUGCUCUCUUUGUCUCUCUCAUUGCAUUAACUACAACCGUGUCUGAGGAGAUAAGAAAGCCAUAUAUUGUUUACAUGAAUAAGUCCACGAAGCCUCUGCAUUUUUCACUUCAUGAGUACUGGUAUGUUUCUCUCAUCAAUGAGGCAACUUCGGGCUCAGGCUCAGACGAUGAAAGCCUGUUGUUAUAUACAUAUGAUAUAGUACUUGAUGGAUUUGCAGCGAAGCUGAGCAGAGCUGAGGCUGCACGUUUAGAGAGCAUGGAAAGUUGCUUGGCCGUAAUCCCGUCUUCUGUCAGCCAAAUGCAUACGACCCGUUCGCCGCAGUUUUUGGGUCUGGGAGGAUCGCAUAACAAUUUUUGGCCGCAGUCUCAUUACGGCAAAGAUGUGAUUGUGGGCGUGAUUGACACCGGAAUAUGGCCUGAGAGUGAGAGCUUCAAUGAUAGAGGCCUGGGACCGGUGCCCGCAAAAUGGAAGGGCGUUUGUCAAAGCGGGGAGAUGUUCAAUUCCUCUCACUGCAACAGGAAACUUAUUGGAGCUCGCUAUUUCUUCAAAGGAUACGAAGCACACGGCCAUAAACUCAGCAAGAGCGAGAUAAAAUCGGCGAGAGACUCCGAGGGCCAUGGAACGCACUGUGCUUCGACUGCUGUGGGGUCGAAAGUGGGAGGAGCGAGUUUCAAUGGCUUUGCCAACGGAACGGCCAGAGGGAUGGCUCCUCAGGCCAGAUUGGCCGUGUAUAAGGUCCUCUGGCUUAAUGGAGCCGACGCUAGCGACUUAACUGCUGCCAUAGAAAUGGCCGUUUCAGACGGCGUGGAUAUUAUUUCUAUGUCGAUUGGAAAACCGGAAGUACCUUUCUACGAGGAUUCCAAAGCCAUCGGAGCCUUUAAAGCGAUGGCCAAGGGCGUGCUUUUAUCUUUAUCAGCAGGCAACGAUGGACCUUUUAACACUGCCAUCGAAAACACGUCACCGUGGAUGAUGACUGUUGGAGCCAGCAGUAUUGACAGAAAGUUCCCAGCCGCUGUCAGACUUGGCAAUCACGAGAUGUACAGAGGUUCCUCUCUUUCUCAAGCGACUCAAGUAACUGAAAGAUUGCCUCUGCUGUAUUUAUCUCACAACAAAAGCACCAGGAGAUGCCAAGGUCUCGAUGGCAGCAUGUUCAACGGUAAAAUUUUGCUAUGUGAUAAUGCGUAUCGUAAUAUUUACAGUGAUUCCGUAGGAGUCGCUUCCCAGAAGGCAGUCAGCAUGCUUAAAAAAGUUUCAACGGCAGCGAAACAAGUUGGGGUCGCUGGUCUUAUCUGGGCCACCGAGCCUCUUUCGGGGGCGCAAGAAAUAAUCGACGGUAAUGGUCUGCCCUCUAUUAGUGUGGGUUUUGCAGUAGGAAAGAAAAUCAAAGCGUACAUAAACAGUACAAGUAAUCCUACCGCUGCCAUAAAGCCAUCAGGAUUGACAGUCAAAGGAAAGGCAGUAACAGCUCCGCUUGUGGUUUCUUUUUCUGGGAGAGGACCGAGUCGGGAAUUUCCACAUAUACUGAAACCAGAUGUGAUUGCUCCAGGCCUCGACAUAUUGGCGGCAGUUAAGAAAGGAUAUGAGUUUAUGUCGGGGACAUCCAUGUCGUGUCCCCACGUAAGCGGCCUUGCAGCGCUCAUACGCGGCGUUCAUCCUUCCUGGAGCCCCGCCGCCAUUAAAUCGGCUCUCAUGACGUCUGCUUACAUCCGCGACAAUAAAAAUCAGCCCAUCAAAGAUGUCGUCACACUGAAAGCAGCCGAUCCAUUCGCUUUGGGCGCAGGUCAUGUAAAUCCAGCGGCUGCUAUGGAUCCGGGGCUUGUCUACGACCUGGCACCUAGUGAUUACAUCCACUUUCUCUGUACUCUCAACUACACCGACAAACAGAUCGCUCUUCUGAUGGACAACCACAAAAUCUCGUGCCCCAGAUCAAGCAAUUUGGAAGACGCAGCUGAUCUUAAUUAUCCAUCUUUCACUCUUUUCUUCAACUCCACCAGAUUGCCCAAAGUUGUCGUGAGAAGGAGAACAGUAACAAACGUGGGUGCCGCUGGUUCUACCUACAAAGUGCAAGUGGAGGAGCCUUCUGGAAUGAAAGUAAGUGUUGAGCCAGCGACGUUAGAAUUCACAAAGGAGAACCAGAAGCUUAACUUUCGUGUAAUAUUUCAGAGCGCGGUCAUCAAAGCAAAGGAGGAAGCAACGUUUGGUGAAAUAUCAUGGAAUUGUGUCCGAGGUGGAACUCAUGUUGUUCGUAGCCCGGUUGUUGUACAGUGGCGAGAUAUAUGACCUAUCAGUUGGGCCCACCUUGGCCUCACCCUAUAUAUAAAUAAACUUUAAUAUUGCUGGUUAACUAUGUUACCAUGGGAGUUAGUCAAUAUAUUUUAGAUAUAUACCAUGGGAGUUGCUCAA